Physella acuta is the source of this 2250-nucleotide messenger RNA. Its product is annotated as pleckstrin homology domain-containing family B member 2. Gene Ontology annotation, biological process: regulation of cell differentiation. The record is from RefSeq and is a predicted model, not a curated record. NCBI's taxonomy places the organism in Eukaryota, Metazoa, Mollusca, Gastropoda, Physidae. Gene Ontology annotation, cellular component: membrane.
CUGGUCACGUGAAAUUUGUUUGCCAAAGUAAAUCAAGAUCCUAGAUCUCACUAUUUUAAUAGAUCUACAAUCUAUAUCAAUAUCUAGACAUCUAGUACAGAAUUUAGAUAAGUUAUUAGGAUCGAUAAUAUAGGCCUAACUAAUAUGGCGAGUGGUGGAUUUGAUAUAGCGAAAGCUGGUUGGCUGUACCGUCAAAGCUCAGUUCUUCACAGGUGGAAGAAGAAUUGGUUUGUUUUGGAUCGCCAGGGAGACUUGCGGUACUUUGAAAGCCCAGAUACCCCCAGAGCUGAGGAGCAUAUUGUGGUUCGGGCAGCGGUAACACAGAUCAAAAGUGGACACGAUUGUCGUAAAGCUGACCCACCAGAAGGGGUUGGCCAAAGUAAAGCGUUUUACCUGGAGCUGAAGAUGAGGGAGAAAGAGUCCAUGCUUCUGUGUGCAGAGUCUCUUGAUGAUAUGAAGGCAUGGCUUAUUUCCCUUGAGGAGGCUCGCGCUAUGCCUGGACCCGUAUACCCCCCACCAUACGUUGCUAACACCACCACCUCUUAUGUUGCUCCCCCUGGAUAUGUUCAUUAUGGAUCUCCUUAUGUUGGCUAUGGUUAUCCAGGCCAGGUUAUCCAGCCUGCAUCACAAGUGAUUCACACGCCGACAGGGACCACAACCAUCAUUAAUGCCCCUCCUGGUCAGCAGAUUGUCUAUGUGGACGAUGGACCCUACCGAUACAGGCGCAGCUAUCGUCCAGGAUUUUAUCCAGUACCCUUGUUUUUCUGGUGAUUCCAGAACAGACAGAAAUCAGAACUUCUGUUCUAUUGCUAGAUAGAUUAAAGAAAAAUACACUGUUUCUGAUAACUCAGUCUGUUUUACUUGGCUUUAGUUUAAUGUUUAAAGAUUCUGAUUUGAGCAAGAUUUUUUAAUUUUUAUAAUUAGACCCCAAUAGUGUUUGAAAUAUUUGGCCAAUCCAAUUAAUUAGCUAGUAUUUUUAAAUGAAGCAACUUAUUAAGAAUUCAACUUAAGUUUUAAAACAGUAACAUUUAAAAAAACAAAUCUUUACCCUCAUCCUAAUUAGUUUGUCAUUGUAAAUAUUGCUGAUUAAUCAGAUAAGUAAAUAGUUAUUUAUAGAGUAAUGACUUGGCCGUAGCAAUAAUAGUAACUCAUUAUACAGUUCUAUAAGCUGGUAUCCCUGUUUAUAAUAAAUAAUGGCACCAAAUUAUUUUAAUUAUAAUUUAUAUUAAAAAAUUCUAGCUAUUUAAUAAUGUAGUCAUAUGGAUUUUAAAAAAAAAUGUGUAUUCUGAAAUAAAGCUAAGAAAUGUGAUGCCAAAAUUUUAACUUCUUCCAAUGAAUAUUUUUAUCCAACAGGAAUACCAGUAUUUGUUGUUGUUUUACUUUGAUUUUUUAAGUGCUUUCAGCUUUUUAAUAUUAAAUGUGUACCUUGUUGUGUAAACAUUAUUUUAAUGAUACAAUGAUUUAUAUAAAAGCAUAAGUUGCACUAAAAUGUGCAAUUUUUUCAUAAUUUUCAUUAAUGCAUAAUCCAUUUUAUUUCACAUGUUUUUGUAUCUUUAUUUUUUGGAUCUUAUUCUUGUAAACAUUUCUACAUUUCUGCACAAUAAAUGACAAUUACAAUAGGCAAGAGAAGUAAUAAAAUUAUGAUUUUUAAACAGCAAUUUACAAAGGAAUUUUAAUUUAACCUUAUUUUUUUGUAUUUUCAUUCCACUGUUUUGAAAUUUUUAAAAAUUCUCUAAUCAGCCAUUGUUUAAAUAGUUAAUUAGAUUUUCGAGCAGCCCGCAUUAUGUGAUUAUAUUGUAGAAUUUCUUCAUUCUGUGUUCAUCAUGAUUUACACCAGUUCGCUCCCCUGUUAUUUACAGAGACCUAGCUUUACAGCUUUGUCUAAAAUAUCAACUCUUAUGGGCUUGAUGCUGACUUCUGACAAUCCAGAGGGGGGAAAAAACUGUGCUAGUCAUCAAAAACGCAGUUAGAAAGAGAAAUUUUUCUUCUCAGAUUAUUUUAACGGUUGCCUUGAUAUUAGUAAGCUUUAUAUUUUUUACAAAUUUAUUCAGGACAAAAAUUUGAAGUUUUGAAGUGUAAUGAGUGACAAGGAAAGAUGUUUUUUACCAUUACAUGUUUUGUAACAUCACUCAUCAGAACUAAGAUCUGUUAAACUUUGUAAAAUAUUUUGGUAUUGUUAAAAAUCCUUUAAACACAUAGCAUUGUAUCUGUAUAUAUUUGCUGGCUUUUCAUUAAAAUAUAACCAUUUGA